AGGUCGUAGGCAUAUUUUUGCGUCUAACCGGUUUAGCUAAGAAUUGUAUUGAUUCUAUCGUUGCUGUAAGUCCAUCACAGGAAUGCCUGCAGUGUGGUAUCGAUACUUUGGCAAGCAGUGGCCUUGGCUCCCCAACAAUGGUAAUUUUCCAUUUACUCCUUUAAAUUUUUAUGAAAUUACAUGUUAACAAUAUGAUAAAAUUAUACUUUGGCCCCCAAUAAUUUAUGAUUCAUCUUUGAUUCUCUAAAAGCAAUUUUCUGAUUUCGUUCCUGGGUUCAACUUUGUUCAGUUCUCAAUCAGAAGUUGUGGAAACACAAGCAGCCAGCCAGCUACCACAUUAAAAACUUUAUUUACAUUUAUAAUUGAAAGCAAAUGUCAAUGGUAUCCCAGCAAAGACUGUCUAGUUGCUGAUAUUAUGAUACUAAUAUGUGUUGGUUUUCACCUACUUUAUCCAAUGCAUUCAUUUGUGCUUUGGAUGCAUCCACCAUGAAGAAAUUGCAUCAUUUCGGGGUUGGAUACUAACGUAUUAAAUAAAGUUCGGGGCCCCGAAGGCGAGGAGUGUUCAGGUUGGGAUUGGGAUUUAAACUUCCUCAGUAGAACUAGAGAUUUUGGCACAGAGGACAAGCCAAGAUCAAUAAAACCUCCAAAAACUGAUAAUGAAAUCAAAGAUCAAAACAACCACAAUAAGACAUCAAAUGGCUUGAUCAAACUUGCUUUCAAUCUUAAUCCCACAAUUAAGAAAACAUUAUGAUAAAUUAAUUUCCUUCAGUGACGGUAACUUGUUCAUUGGAAUCCAGCACAGAAAAUCAUAAGAAAACAAAGUUGUGAUGCAAGCAACAGCACAGACCUGGUGUCUUUUGCUGAUUUUUCUAUUUUCGUAUGCCAGUUUUUGAACUUAAGACCAUGUAGAUUCUAACAAUGCCAUGAAAAUUUUGGUGUACUGUUUGGCCUAUGUGCCGUCUCAAAAUGAAGACCAAGUCCAUAAUAACAUGCAAAAGGAUUUUCAGGCAACAACCACACACACACACACACACACACACACACACACAUAUAUAAUAUGUGUGUCCCUAUAUAUAUUAUGCUGGUGUUUGAAAAUAAGUUUUGCUGGCAACAGAUUGGUCUUUAGGGCAACAACUGGUCUAUUUUGCUUGCCUUGUUUUAUCCUAUGUUCAUCUCUGCCUGUAGCCCUUUAGUCAAGGAAUAUGUUCAUAUAGCAUAAGAAAACUUUACAUGCAUGGCCAUGAGAUUUUUGCUAGAGGAUUCUCAAACGCAUGACCAUUCUCAUAAUCAUAAGCAACAAAUAUGGCUGAUUCUUAUCAUUGUCAUCUUAAUUGCCUUGCUGGGAUUUUCCGUGUUCUUCUUCUUUUGCAGAAGAAAGCUUAACCGAAAACGGAGCCAUAACGGAGGUCUAAAAGCUGAGAAAUUGAAGCUGAGGUAUUUCAAAUUGGAGGAGCUAGAGAAGGCUACAGAAAACUUUAGUGCAGACUGUUUGUUGGGGUCUGGUGCAUUUGGCAAUGUUUAUAAAGGUUCCUUUGAAGGUGAAGGUACCUUUGCAAUCAAGCGAGCUCAUGUUGAAUCAUACCAAACCACUGAAGAAUUUAGAAAUGAAGUUAGGCUUCUUUCAACAGUAAACCAUCCAAAUCUUGUAGGUUUGGUAGGGUUUUCCGAAGAAUCUGGACCAAAAGGAGCAAAAAUAUUGGUGUAUAAAUAUGUACCACAUGGUUCUUUGCUUGAGUAUAUCAUAGGAAGAGGUGGAAGAAAUUUGACAUGGAGGCAAAGAGUAAACAUAGCCAUUGGAGCCGCUAAAGGAAUAGCUCAUUUGCAUGAUGGGAUUAAGCCUGGCAUAAUUCACAGAGAUAUUAAACCUAGCAAUAUUUUAAUUGGAGAAAGGUUUGAAGCCAAGGUCUCAGAUUUUGGACUUGUGAAAAUGGGACCUAUUGGGGAUCAAUCACAUGUUAGUAGCCAAGUUAAAGGAACACCAGGGUACCUUGAUCCUGCAUAUUGUACAAGUUUUCAUUUAAGUCCUUUUAGUGAUGUUUAUAGCUUCGGUGUUAUACUUCUGCAACUCAUUUCUGGCCAGCCGGCCGUGGAUACGACUAGGAAUCACAUCAUUGAUUGGGCAAGGCCAAGUAUCGAGAGGGGCAACAUCGAAGAAAUCCUCGAUACAACUCUUUUAUCCAAACCAUGCAAUAUGGAAAUGAUGCUGAAAAUGGGUGAACUCGGUCUAAGAUGCGUGGCGAAAACGCCUAAAGACCGUCCUACGAUGACUCAGGUUUGGCAAGAAUUGGAGAACACAUUCAACGAACAUCCUUCAUUAAGUUCUAAAACAAGAACAACAACCAAGUUUCCUCAAUCGACCGAACAAGGCAUUUCGUUCGAACAAGAUUGUUCCCAAAGCUUUGUGAGCAUAGAUGGUGUCGGAUUUCAAAAGUUCCAUAUCGAAUUAGAUAGCAUUUCAUCACAAAGUAACAGCUCAAGAUGUUUUGAGAUCAACAGUGCAAGUAUUGGUAUCGAUAAGGAGAAUCUAAAAUUUCAAUCAAAAAAGUAAAUUGUAUGUUUUCAAGCUAUAGGAACCAGCAUUAUGUUGAUCUAUUUGUUACAAAACAUAGGGUUCCUUAUGUGUAGGUGUCUGAAACAGGUAAAUGUAAGGUAAACCAGAUGCUGUAUAUUAGGAUGUAAGGAACAAUAACCAGUCAAUAAAUAAAAUCAAACAGUCACAAUUUGUAGAAA
This is a messenger RNA of Gossypium raimondii (Peruvian cotton), 2730 nucleotides long. Its product is annotated as probable serine/threonine-protein kinase PBL11. The coding region runs from base 1235 to 2548 and encodes 437 amino acids. The transcript is spliced from 7 exons. Gene Ontology annotation, biological process: protein phosphorylation. Lineage: Eukaryota; Viridiplantae; Streptophyta; Magnoliopsida; Malvales; Malvaceae. The record is from RefSeq and is a predicted model, not a curated record. Gene Ontology annotation, molecular function: ATP binding; protein kinase activity.